Aaosphaeria arxii CBS 175.79 is the source of this 1895-nucleotide messenger RNA. Its product is annotated as general substrate transporter. NCBI's taxonomy places the organism in Eukaryota, Fungi, Ascomycota, Dothideomycetes, Pleosporales. The record is from RefSeq and is a predicted model, not a curated record. Gene Ontology annotation, biological process: transmembrane transport; carbohydrate transport. The transcript has 5 exons. Gene Ontology annotation, molecular function: carbohydrate:proton symporter activity. Bases 238 to 1839 code for a protein of 533 amino acids. Gene Ontology annotation, cellular component: membrane.
GAGCACGCCCGUCUUUCAACCCCAUUUGCUCGUACUACCUGCAUUUCUGGCACUCGUCUGUGGGGUUCCCCAAACGGACUGGAAUAUGGGGUUGAAAAAUAUAUAAGCUUCUGCAGGCGACCCGAGUCUUUGGAUACACUGCUUAUACUCUCCGCUCUCUUUCUGCGGCACACAGGCUGCUUGUAUUGUCCAAUUCCUGGUCGAUUUCUUUUCUACGUCCAUUGCUCCUCAGAAUCCAUGGCGGACGUGAAGGAUACUGCAAUCGACCAUGUCGAGUCCACUCACGAUGGCGCAACAGCUGUCGUUGGAUCGACGGAACUGCUGAAGAACUUCCAGACCCGACAGCAAUCCCUGUCGCGCAAGGAAGCAGUCAAGGAGCACUGGAAGUCGCUCGCGUGGUGCUUCUUCAUGUUCUAUACCUGCAUCAUGUUUGGUUUCGAUUCGCUUGCUGGAGGUGUUGUAGUCUCCAUUGUAGAGUUUCGAAAGGACUUUGGACAUCCAUUUGCCGGAGACUAUGUUGUUGACGCCAAUUGGCAGCUCGGGUUCCAAGCGGCGACGCUGUUCGGCAUCAUCUUCGGCGGUUUGAUCACAGGAUUUGGGGUUAACAAGUUUGGUCGCCAGCCUUGCAUUCUCGUUUCCUACAUCAUCAACACUGGCGGUAUCUUUCUUCAAUUCUUCGCCACAACACCCGCACAUUUCUUCGGCGGAAAGAUCCUCACUGGUAUCCCCCUUGGUUGCUUUACCACCGUUGCGCCUACCUAUGCCUCCGAGAUGGCUCCCCUCAACAUCCGCGGUGCCAUCACUGCAGGAAUGAACUUCGCCAUUGUCCUCGGACAGCUCAUCGGAUAUGGCGUGAUGAGAGAAGCGAGUUUCUACACCGGAAAGAUGUCCUACCGUAUUCUCUUUGCUACCCAAUGGGGAUACGUCGCUUUGGGUCUCCUCAUCCUUCCAUUCUUCCCUGAAUCUCCAUACUGGCUCGUAGCCCACGGCAGGCACGAAAAGGCACGACACAACAUCGCCAAGCUACACGCGCCCGACUACGAUGUUGACGGUCACAUGGCUGAAGUGCACGAGUCGCUCGCACGUCUGAACCAAGACGACGAGUCUCAGGGCUCGAUCGCGGAAUGCUUUUCCAGGAAAAACAUCAUGAGGACAAUGGUUGCCACCGGGGUCUUCUUUAUCCAAAAUGCCAGCGGCAGCGUCUGGGUCAUUGGAUACAUGAGUUAUUUCAUGCAGUUGGGCGGAAUGUCAGCUGCAAGGUCCUUCGAUGCCACCGUCGGAAUGUCCGGGCUCAUGGUUGUCGGAAACAUGGCUGGAUGGUUCUUCGUUGAGAAGUUUGGUCGUCGCGGGACGGCUUUGUACGGAUCGGCCAUGCUGGCUGCGACGCUUUUCGUCAUUGGUAUUCUCGCUGUCGUCAAGACUCCUGGUGCCAUCUGGGGUCAAGUCGCAUUAAUGGCUGUAUGGUCUUUCGUCUAUCAAGGAACUAUCGGCUGCGUUGCAUGGACGAUCAGUACAGAGACGCCUACAUCGCGUCUCCGAGCGCCGACCCAGUCUCUCGCCACGAUGAUGAACGGUCUUUCAUCCUGCAUCUGGUCUUUCUCCCUUCCGUAUGCUAUCAACCCCGAUCAGGGUAACUUGGGAGGCAAGAUCGCUUUCAUAUUCGGCUCCGUUAUGGCGCUCUCGUUCGUGUUUAUCUUCUUCUUCAUCCCCGAGACCAAAGGGAGGACGUACAUUGAGUUGGACGAGCUGUGGUCGCGCGGCAUCCCCGCAAGGAAGUGGUCGAAGAUUGAGGUUGUGACUGUGGCAGAGGACUCGAAGACUGCAGUCUCUGAACACUGAAAAGGGGUUGGAAUCGGUUAUAGCAUCUCUGUUGGAUGCUAAAACACAAGUGAUUG